Chlamydomonas reinhardtii is the source of this 9683-nucleotide messenger RNA. RefSeq lists its product as uncharacterized. Gene Ontology annotation, biological process: cGMP biosynthetic process; receptor guanylyl cyclase signaling pathway; intracellular signal transduction. The record is from RefSeq and is a predicted model, not a curated record. Bases 58 to 9555 code for a protein of 3165 amino acids. Gene Ontology annotation, molecular function: peptide receptor activity; guanylate cyclase activity. The transcript has 13 exons. Lineage: Eukaryota; Viridiplantae; Chlorophyta; Chlorophyceae; Chlamydomonadales; Chlamydomonadaceae.
UGCCAUCAUGUCAGCAGUGUAGGGCUUUUCAGCGAACUUGAGGGCUACGCUGCGGCGAUGGUGCCAGGAAAGGCGCUAGGAUGGAUAUUUUGCUGCUUCAAACCAGAGCAGGACACAGGCCGAACGCAGCGUCAGGGCUCUGAAGCGACGUUGUUGGCAGCAUGCAGGACAGCCGAUGCGGCCCCGCCGCCGCUCAACAACUACUUUGCGUUGAUGCUGCAGCACAUAUCCGACCCGGUCGCACUCUUCACCCGCAAUGGCACGCUGCUCGCCAACAACGCGGCCUCGGAAGCGCUUUUUGAUAGGAUGCGGGCUGCUGCCGGCUCGUGCCGGCCGGCACCCCCCUCGCUUCGCCUCCUGUUCACCGCUGAUCCAGAUGCGCUGCAAGAAGCCAUGGCGGACAUAGCGGCCGGGCGCACCUGGCGAGGCCUAAUCCAAAUCCAAGCCAUGGACUCGCGCCCGCCACCCGCGCCCGCCGAAACAUCCAAGAAAGAAGCCGCAAACAUGCUUCUGACGGCCGCCAGCGGGCGCCUCUCGCAGCAGUGCUCCCUCGCCUCAAGCUGCGCGAUGCCAUCGCUGCUACAGCCGCCGCCGCCGACAGCAGGCGCGGUGGCACCCGGUGGCAGUGGCAGUGGAGCUCCCUGGACAGCACACGACAUGGCAUCGCUGCGGCUACAGCUGCAGCUGCUACAGCCAGAGCGAGCUGGGCAUGGGAGCGAUGCGUACGGGAACCCACGCGACUGCUACAGCCAUCACUGUCCAUCCUCGUCUGGGGCGCUGCCAGCUUACCACGUGCUGCAUGGGCCGCCUCUGCUGGCUCCGCAGCAACAGCAGCACCUGAUGCAGACAUCAAUGCGCAUUACCCACAGUCUGAGCCUCCCUUGUGCAAGCCGGACAGCAGGAGCGGCUGCAACAGACGCUGCCGGCAGCAGCAGCGCUGCGGCGGAGGUGCUGGCGCCUGACCGUAGGGUCAGCAGUGAGACGGGAGCGGCGCCCGGGCGGGGGCAGCGGCGCGACGCCGCGGGGCCGGCAAGGCACUACAGCGCCGCAGCUGUUGCUCCUCGCAGCGGCGAGGUGGGCUGCUGCCCUUCGGAACGGCCGGGCGAGCUGCUGGUCGAUGUGCUGACAUCGGGCGGUGGUGGCGGCCAGAGCGUCGUGUGUGGCGGCGGCAGCCAGCCGGCAAACUCUGCAGUCGCCCCCGUGCAAGCGGCGACGGUAAUGGAGGCUGAUACUGCUGCUGGGUCCGGCGCCUCAGCAGCGGAUCUGGAGCUGCACCAGCACCUGUUCUCGCGGGGGUCGGUGGGCCCUGCCGGCAGGGCCGGGGGGCAGGCGAGCUGCGACCACUCCGUAGGCAGUAGCACCUGGGCGUCGGCAGCGGCCGCUACAGCUGCUGCGAUGGCUGGCAGCAGCAGUGCUGCCGCGCCGCCGUCAGUGCCUCUGGAAGGCGGGCGCCGCCGUGGUGACGCGGGCAGCCAGCAGAAGCAGCAGCAGCAGAAGCAGAUGCCGCAGACGCAGGAGCGGCAGCGGCAGCAGCAGCAGCAGCAGCAGCAGCAGCAGCAGCAGCAGCAGCAGCAGCAACAGCAGCAGCAGCAGCAGCAGCAGCAGCAGCAGCUGCUGCUGCUGCUGCCGCAGACGCAGGCGCAGGAGCGAGAUCAGGAACAGGGCUCUCAACAUCACCGCCCCAGCCGUUUUGGCACUUCGUACGCCGCCGGCACAAGCAGCCCCACCUCGCCAGCAGCCGGCGUGCCCCAAGCACGAACGGUAGCCGAGGAGCCCAAGGGCCCCGUGUCCGUGUCGGCACUGUGGGACUGGAAGGCGGCACGCUCUGCCCUGCGCAGUCGGGGCCGCCGGGCUUCGGUAGAGGUCCCUUCAUCUGCAGCAGCCUCAUACACCACCGGUGGUAACGCCACGGCCACCGCUGCCGCCGCCAACAGCUCCCCUUCCGCCGGCGUCCUGCAGUCGCCUCGCCGCGCCUCACUUGACGAAGACGCCUCCUUCCGGCCGCGUUGGGCGGCCCUAGACACCACCACCUCGCACCACAAUUCCCAACAGACGCACAUCAGCAGGCGUGUACAGGCUGUAGCGCCAGCAGCAGGCAGCACGACAUCAAAGGCCUCACGCGCCGGCAGUCAUCGGAUGUCGAUGGACGUACCAGCAGGCUCCGCUGUUGUGAAACUUGCUGUUCCAGGCUUUGGCCGUACCAGCCUGCCUCGCACCUGUGGUGCUGGGGGAGCUAGCGGCAGCAGUGGUCUGGUGGGGUCGAGGGGAAGCAACAGUGGCGUGAGUGGCGCAACAACAGCUGGGCGCACGGCGCCGCUGAUAGAUGUGCGAAGCUUCCUCAGGCAGGCUGAGAAGGAUUACGCUGGCGCUACAGCAGCGGUAGCAAAACCUUCGGCUGCAGCAGCUCAGGCCGCGGUGGGUGGCGCUGGCGUGUCCGCAGCAACUGCGGCACCUCUGAUGGGCAGCAGUGGCGCUGUCGGGGUGCGGACGCGUGGACCAAGCCGACUACCACCACAGCAACAACCGCAGCAGACGCCGCAACGGAAGGAGCCACCACCGCCUCCACCGCCUUCACAAGAAUGGCAGGCUGCAACACGGACAGGGGGGUUGCGGCAGCCGGACACGCACUCCGGUGUGAGUCAGGCACGCGCUGCUGCCGCUGCUGGCGGUUCCCCAGCUGCCGCGGCGGCGCCACCUCCUGUGCACAAUGCAGAUGGCCAGCGCGCACGGUCGCAGAGCCCAGCUGCGGACCGGAGCCGCGACGCAUUGUUAGCGAGCGUUGUGUCAGGGGAUGCGGGAAACGAGGCUGGUGUUACUACAGCUGGUCCCCAGCACGUGCUGCUGCGGCUGCCAUCCCUCACUGGCGGGCCAUCGGCUGUAUCAGCGGGAAGCUUCAGAGCAGGGGCCACUGGAGGGGCUGCGAUUGCUGCUGCCGGGUGCGGCGGCUCGCCAAGCAGCGCGAGCGGGCGGCGCUCCCUGUCGCCACUGUCGCGGCAGAGCCGCUCGGCGCACUGCGGCACUGUUGGGGAAGAGCCGCCGUUGCCUCAAGACCAGCAGCACCACGAGCAAGAGAAGCAGCUGGAGCAGCAGGAGCAACAGCACGGGAUGGACGGAUUGGGUAGCAGGGCUCCGGCCGCCGUGCUUGGUGAGGCGGAUGCUACGACUGCGGCGCGUGCGGCGGUGGCCGCGAGGGAGAGGGAGCUACAGGAGCAGGAGAUGUUUGCUGCGGAGAGGCGUCUACUGGCUGCGUCAGCACCGACUUGUGAAGCCAUCAAUAGCAGCGCUGGCACGGCACAGCUGCAGCACGUGGCGCAGGACGGGGCUACUGGCGAGUCGCAGAGUCACAAGGACGAGCUGCCCGGUGACGUCGGCGGCAGCCCGUCGCAGUGCCGCCCCGCUGCUGACAUAGGGUUGCUGUCCAACAGGACCCUGCCACAGCUGCGAGCGAACCCCACGCAUGCGGCGGUGCCGAUCCGCGCCGACCCGCCUGAUCUUGCACCUGCAUGGGGGCUGCCAUCGGUCUGUGUGGUGUUGGAGGCGGCAGCCCCCAUGCUGCAGGUCGACUCCCGCUACAGCCUGCAUGUCGGCUCAGUCGCCGGCGGCAGUGGCGGCGGCCCCAUUGCGCUAGCAGCAGCAGCGGCCACCGCCAGGGGGUCCGCAGCUGCUCGCCGCCGGUCCUCAUGGUGCGCUGGCGCGGCCGCCGCCGCUGGCGACGCUGCUGGCGAUGCUGCUGGCGAUGCCGCCGCUGGCGCAGCGACCGCAGGGGCGGAGCAGGGGCUUGCACGUCACCACGUCCGCAGCAGCGGCAGCCCUCACCCACCGCAUCAUGUCACAGCAACAGCCAGGCGCAUGCUGUUUCCCCUUGGACCCGAUCAACAGAUUGGCGCAUGCCAGCAGCCGUGUGACUCACAUCCGUCACUUCCCUCAGCGGAGGGGCCACACACCCAACCCACAGCAGCAGCUGCAAGCGCAGGCGGCGGCGCGGCUGCUGCCAACGCCCUUGGGGCAGCUGUGGCGGCUGCGGCUGCGGCGGCCUCAAUUGAUUUCCAAUGCGACAAACUCAGUUACGCGUCCUGGGCGGACCACGGCACUGGUGCACACACGUCUGGAAACACCAUCUCGGCGGUGCUCGGUAACUCGAACAGUCUGGAGAUGCCGUUCGGGGGCGUCGCCCACUCGGCCACGUCAGCAUCCGGGAACGCGCUGACAGCCGAGUCCCUCGCGCUCUUAGUGAGUUGCCGCGCACGGUCCGCGGCGGCGGAGCGGAGCAAUAGCUCGCUGGCAAAUGCACGGGCACCAGCAGCAGGCGGCGUCAGCGGAGGCGUUGCUAGCGGUGAGGCACAGCCGCAGGCGGCUGCGGUGGGACAGGUGUCAAGCCACGGCGGGCGGCGCAAGCUGGAAGUUCCUGCUGCAGCUGCCGGCACCGGCGGGCAGUCUGGAGAAGCAGCCCUCACUGCUGCUGUGGAUUUGCAGGAAGCUGCUUCUACUGCCAGAGGCUUGGCGGUGACAGGCGCCGUCGACGGUGCCAGGACUUCACCGGCAGUCCGGCAGGAUGCGUCACCUCGGGGACCAGAGGACGGCUGUGGCAGCGACGACAGCCGUGCCCGCCGCAUGAGCUGCAACCGCGGGAGUGCCUGCCGCCCUUCCCUCCUCUCCGCCGCGCUUGCUGGCAACGACGGAGGCGUUUGGGGCUCUCCCGCUGCACCGCCGGACACGACUGGCGGCGGCGGCACUGCCGCCCAAGCCGGAGGCAGGCCUGCUGCAGCCAACGCAGCAACAGGCGCCCCCGGCCGCUCUGCAUCGUUGGCGGUGUCAUCAGCCUUUGCCCUCAUUAGCUCCGCCAACCUGCCUGACAGCGUUGCGCCCCUGUCGGCGUCUACAAGACGUGGCCAGCGCUACUAUGCCGCUGGUGCUAACGCGGAUGCCGCUGUCGGAGUGCCAACUGCCGCUUCUGCCUCUUCGGACGCCUCUCUCGCCCGCAGCCCUUCUGGCGGGCAGCAGCCUCGCAGCUUGCGUCUACCGCCCAGCCCACACGCCCACUUGCUGUCAGCUGCUGAAGCACCUCAUCCUGCGGGCGGUGUCGCUUGCGGCUCCGAAGUCCACAGCAGCUCAUCAGGGCGUGUGCAGCAUGUGGCUGCAGCCCGCACUCCGCUGUCACGUAGCAAGAGCGGCGUCGGCAACAGCGGUCACUUUGUUACAACCUAUGCCAGCGGCGGCGCAGCAGCGGCUAGGGCGGCGGCGGUGGCCGGUGGCGUCAGUGGCAGCCCGCCUGCUGUUUUUGGGUGGACGGCGUCCGGAGCAGGCGGCCUGGCGGACACAGAUCCUGCCAUUCUGGCAUCACUAGAGCAGCAGCAACUCAUGCAGCUGAUGCAGCACCAGCAGCAGUACAUUCAGCAGCUCCACCAGCGGCAGCAGCUGCAGCAGCUGCAGCGACAGCAGCACCAAGAGGCGCUGAUGCAAGGCCUCAGCACGUCCGCCUUUGGCGCAGCGCGGCGCGGCGCGCGCGCUGCGGCCGCCAAUCGCGCCUCAUGCGCUGGCUCUGUCGCCUCUGGUGGCGCGGCGGCUGGCGGCACGGUCGCCAUGGCAAGAGCGGGCGGGGUCGCAGCUGCCGUGUCGGCGGCGCAUGCGGGCGCUUCGGCGAGGGACAUAGACGUCAGCGUGGGCGGCAGCGUCGCCAGGCGGCAGUCCACAUGCAUUGGUGUCGGCGCCGCAGCAUAUCAGCACCAGCAGCAGGCCGCAGCAGGCGCCGUUGCCAGCGGCAUGUUCGGCAGCCGGGCGCUGCAUCACAGCGGCGUGGGUGGCCUUCCUGCAGGAUCCCUCUACGCUACUGCCGCCGCUUCGAUUGGUGGCGGCGGUGGCGGCGGCGGCCGCCGCACACGGUCCGUGGAGAACCUGAUGCUUGUGUCCAAUGGCAGUGAUGACUUCUGCAGUAUGGAGUCAACGGCGGCCGCGGCGAGUGCGCGCUCGAAGCCCCUGCCGCCGCCGCAGCCCGGCAGCCACACAGUGCACUUCCCCAUGUCGCGCGCCGCUGCUGCUGGUGCUGGCGGCGCUAGCGCGGAUGCGCCGGCGGCAUCCUCCAGAGCGGCUGCUUGGAUUCCUGUGGGCGCUCUUUCACCCACGUCAGGGACGGCCCGUGAAGCGCUGUCCAUGAACGGUGCCGGCCCCGCCUCGCCCCGCAGCAGCCGCGGCAAGAACUUCCUGGCAAGGAGCCUGGCACGGCUUACGAGCCUUGCGAAGAUGGGUGGGGGAGCCAGUGGCAGCACUGGACCCGGCGCCAUCAGCGGCAUGGGUGAUGGCGGCACCAGCAGCAGCAACCAGCAGCAGCGCUCGGGAUUGCACCGGUCACCAGCCCUAAGCGAUGGGCAGGUCAUGCUGUCGAACGAGCUCCUGUCCGUCAUGGCGGGCGUGACGUCGGUAGACCAAGCCAAAGAAGCCUCAAGGACGUUCGGCGGCAACAGUGUCGGUGCCGCCGCUGCAGCCGGGGCUGCCGCCGGCACGGGCUUGAAAGUCGUGGCGGCAGCGGCUGCGGCUGCGGCUGGUAUGGCCCUGGAGCCCGCCCACCGCCACGUCAGCGUCUCCUGGAACCAUCUGACUCGUGCAGCCUCUGGCCCUCUUGGCGCGGCCACACUUGAGGUGCCGCAGCAGCCACCGCCCGAGCUGUGGACCUUCACGCCGCCAGCAGCCAAAAACAGUGGCAGCAGCGGCAACAUGCCCAUGAGCAGCCCUCGCACAGCAGCGUCUGGUAAGGGCGCAGCAGCUCGCAACUUUGGCAACUCUUUCAAUGCGAGUACCGGCCACGGGGUUGGCAGCGUGAGCGACUUAACCGCCGUUGUCAGCGGCAAGCUCUCCGUCCCCGUAUCGGCGUUAUCAGCGGCAGGGAGGCAGCGGCCAGUUUUGAAUACUGCUCCGCUGAUGGCGGCGGCCGCUGUAGAUCCGUUUGCUGGGGUUGCGCUGGAUGCAGUUGAUGGCCCCGUCGCCGACGUCGCCAGCAAGUCCCCGCGGGUGAUUGCAUCGCCCCUGCCGCAGCACCUGUCAAUUGCAACAGCGGCAGCGUGCCCUUCCCCUGCCGCCAUGUUCAGAGGCUCAAGCGGUGGCGCAGGUGGCGGUGGUGGUGGCGGGCACACGUCGCCGCCGCCGCUGCACCUGGGCUCACACCCGUCGCCACCGCCCCCGACACCGCCGGCGGCAGGGCUGGCAGUGCCGCGCAUUGUGCAGCUGACCAUGCGUUCUAUGGCGCGUGCUGGAGGCGCUGGCGUCACGGGCGGCACGUCUGCCUUGGGUGGGGCGCGGUGGGCAGCGAGUAAUGGCACAGGUGGCGGCAACAGCACCAACCAUGCCAGCGGGCCGCUGAGCUCCCUUGCGGCGGCUGCGCUGCUGGAAUCGGUGGGUGACCGCAUGCCAUCCGCGCUUAUGCACACGUACGCGACAGGGCUGUGCGACGACGCGUUAGGUGUGGGCUCUGCCACCGGCGGGCUGGCAGAAGCGGCGGCGGCGGCGGCGGGUGGCGAAGAGGAUGCAGCAGCGGUGGCAGACCUGGUUGCAGACGUCAGCAUCCGGGGCGGCAUCCACGGAUCUGUGGGCGCCUCGCCGCGCGCGGGAGCUUCUGCUGGCCUGAGCGGCAGCUUCGGCUCCGCCCUCCACGGGCACGCUGGCAGCAGCGCUGUGCUGAUGCCGCCCGUCAUCGCCAGCAGCGCCGGGAUCCUGACGACCACGGCUUCGUGCAACAGCAACCAGCAUGUCAUGCUGCAGCACCAGUCCGGCCACAGCGCUCUGGGCGCCCUCAGCACGACCGCAGCCGGCCUGGGGCGCCUUGAGAGGUCCUCGGCAGCAACGCUGAUGCAGCAGCAGGACCUUCAACAGCACCAGCAGCAGGCUGCUGAUGGUGCCAAUAGCAGGAGUUGCAGCCCGCAGAAAGACGGCCGUGAUGCCGAAACGCAACUGCUGGCGGGCCACAGCGGCUCCUGGAGGAACAGUUGCCGCGCAGGCGGCGGCGGCGGCGGCGGCGGUAUGGGCGAAGCGACCGGCGGCCAGGACAGUGGCGCGCAGCAGACCGGCGGCACCAUGCGGAGCUUUGCGAGCACACCCGAAGCCGUUGGCGGUGCGGAUGGGAGCCCAGCCCAUGCAGUCGAUGUGCGUGGAGCCCAAGACGGCAGGGCGUCGCGACGGCGCCGUCAGGUUGACCACGGUAGCGGCGGCGGCGGCGGCGGCGGCGGCGGCACAUUGGCUGUCAGCUCAUACGCCAGUGCCGGUGCCGGUGCCGGUGCGGCGGCGGCAGCUGCCUCAGGUCUGCUAAGCGCAGAGAUGUUGACAGCUGGUGCUGCCGCUGGAAACGGCCGUGGCGGCGGCAAAAUGGCGGGCAUGCUGGUGGUAACGAGGUGCGGCUCACACAGCGCCACCUCAACAGCCUCUGCGGCCAUGUCGACGGUGGCCUUGCCGCCGCCUCCUGGCCUGCAACUGGCCACUGACACCGCUGCGGCCAGCUUCUCAGUCGAUACCGCGGCGGGCGGUGGUGGCGCCGCGGACGCGACGGCGGCGGUCGGCUCGGUGUUGGGCGGUGGCGCUGGUGGGCUGGGCACAGAGGGCGGCAGCUGGUACGAGUUGACGGUGUCAGCAGUGCCGCACCCAACGUCACCUGGCGAGUUCCUAAUCAUGGUGGUGCAGCACGACGUGUCGGCACGUGUGUGGGCUGAACGGCAGCUGGCCCGGGUGGUGGAGGCGGAGCACGCGCUGCUGGAGGCCAUCUUCCCCGCGCACGUGCUCGAGCACAUUGCAGUGGCAACCAUGGACGCCGCACUCACGGGAGGCGGCGCGGCCAGGACCGGCCCGGCCACACAGCAGCAGGGCUCUGGCGCGGACUCUGUGGGCGCACCGGUGGCAGCCGUGUCGGGGCCACUGCACAUCACCGGUGACACGUUUAUUCAUCUGGCCACCAAUCACUCCAUGAUCACAGUCCUGUUCUGUGACAUUCAGGGAUUCACCGGGAUGUGUAACUCAGUGCGGCCGGGAGUGGUCAUGGCCUUCCUGAACGACCUGUUCACUCGGCUGGAUGCGCUGCUGGACGCGUUCGGCGUGUACAAGGUGGAGACCAUCGGCGACUGCUACAUGGUGGCGGGCGGGCUGAUGAAGGUGGACGAGGAGACGGGCGCGGUGACGGUGCGCAGUGAUGACGUGGACCCGCUGCACGCCUACCGCACCGUGCAGUUCGCAAAGGCGCUCCUGCAAGCCGCAGGCGCCGUGCGGCUGCCCACAACCGGCGAGCCCGUGCGGCUGCGGGUGGGCAUCCACAGCGGCAGCGCCAUGAGCGGCGUGGUGGGCACGCGCAUGCCGCGCUUCUGCCUGUUCGGCGAUACAGUCAACACCGCCAGCCGCAUGGAGUCCACGGGCGAGGCUGGCGCCAUCCACGUCAGCAAGGCCGUGUUCGACCUCGUGCCGGGCGAGGAAUGGGAGCCCACCGGCGGAGUGCAGGCCAAGGGUAAGGGGCAGCUCGAGACGUACCUUCUCCGGCCUGCCAUGGAAGAUCAUGGCGACGCGGAGGCGACCGUGCCAAAGCUGUAGUGCUCUUCAACCGCUGCACAAGGACGGCUGGAACACUUAAAUGUGAUAGGCCGCGGCAGAAAGGGACGGGGUACCAGACAAGCCUUCCCAGGCCACUUAACAAGAUGACGCAAUGCGAAGAUAAUGUG